AUGGGUACUCCAGUUAACGUGCCCAGAUGGACCCCCAGACCUAGACCAACAAGCACACAUGAUCCAGAAAUGGAUAGCUUUGUUUCUGAAGAAAAUGAUAUUUCAUUCGGGAACAUGAACAACACCGUCCCCUUUAGCACUGCUGUUUCUCCUACUCUUCCUCACACUGAUUUACGGGUUCACCCAGAGCUCAAAACAUCUUUAGAAAUGGAACAAGCACAGGUAUUUGGAGAAUCAAAACAGAAAGAGAAUACCAUUUCAUGCGAUUCAGAGGGUAAUAUUGGCAUUUUCUUGACGUGGAAGGAGUUGUGGGUGACGGUGCCGGAGAAGAAAGGUGAAUGCCGGCCGAUUCUGCAAGGGCUCACCGGCUACGUCAAGCCCGGUGAGGUCCUAGCAGUGAUGGGCCCUUCCGGCUGCGGAAAGUCUACUCUUCUCGAUGCGUUAGCAGGGAGGCUAGAUUCAAACACGAGACAGAAUGGAGAGAUCCUAAUCAAUGGCCAUAAACAAACACUAGCUUUUGGCACUUCAGUAAGCUAA
Molecule: messenger RNA, 537 nt
Organism: Ilex paraguariensis (yerba mate)
Lineage: Eukaryota; Viridiplantae; Streptophyta; Magnoliopsida; Aquifoliales; Aquifoliaceae
Source: the annotation of a GenBank genome assembly